AUGCUUUCUCGACACCGGAUAGUGGCCGCCUCCCUCGCCGUCGGCAUCACCCUUUUGCUAUGGUUCCGCGCGCCACAAUUGCCGGCGAUGGCAAGUAGGCCGUCUCCGGAGAUUCUCAAUAGCACUCUCGGGUUUCAACACAUCUUCGCCAUCAACCUCCCCGCGCGAUCCGAUCGCCGCGACGCCUUGGCGCUCGCUGGUACCUUGUCCGAGCUUGACAUCACAUGGGUUGACGGGGUUUUGGGAAAGGACGUGCUAGACAAGACGCUCCCAGGGGACCCAAACAGUCGCCAGGGCAAUGGAGGGUUUACAACGGGAAACAAAGGGUCGUGGCGGGCGCACAUGGAUGUUUUGCAAAGGAUUGUCCACGAGAACGUGACUAGCGCCCUCAUCCUCGAAGACGACGCCGAUUGGGACUUGCGAUUGAAGAAACAAAUGCAGGUCUUUGCGCAAGCAUCGAGGGCCUUCACACAACUGUCAAACGGGCAGUCCCUCGCGGAGCAGUCCAGCAGUCUCCCAGCCCCAGAGGUCCCAAUCACGCAGGUGCCAUUGAGAACUCGCCCCCGACUCACCCCCUACGGCGACGAUUGGGACGUCUUGUGGCUCGGCCACUGCGGGACCGACUUCCCAGCCACGACCACCCUGCGAGUGACGAUCCCAGAUGACAUGACUGUUCCGUCCCCUAACCAUCUCAAACCGCACCCAUUCGCCUUGCAAGACACUCUCGCCGAGGAGUAUCCCCCACAUACGAGGGUCGUACACCCUUCACGCGGCACGGCAUGUACGCAGGCAUACGCUGUCAGCCAGCAGGGAGCAAGAAAGUUGCUGUGGCAGUUUGGGCUGCAAACACUGACGGCCGGAUGGGACCUCAUGUUGCGGGAUUGGUGUGACGAUAUGUACACCCCUCUCAGCGCCGAGACAGCCGAUGCCAACGAAAACGGAGGCAACAGGAGGGCUCCUGUUUGUCUAACGGUGCAACCACCCUUGUUCAGCCACCACUACGGAAAAGGGGCAGCCUCGGACAUUAUGGCGCCUGGGGGAGGGUUCGUCAACAAGGAUAGGGAGAUGACUCCGUACGUAAGGCUCAGCGUCAGGCUGAAUAUGGAG
Molecule: messenger RNA, 1107 nt
Organism: Chaetomium fimeti
Lineage: Eukaryota; Fungi; Ascomycota; Sordariomycetes; Sordariales; Chaetomiaceae
Exons: 3
Source: RefSeq, a predicted model, not a curated record